GUUUUCGCUAAUCGAAGGUCUUUCUCUGCGUUCGAUUAUUUCCAGCAUCGACUUCUCUGGUCUGGAUGUGUCCAGCUGUAGCAAUGGCCGCAGUGGAGACAGGAGAGGCUUCGAAAAACAGCAGCGAGCCGGCCGCGGGAUAUGAGAAGAAGUGUAUUUUCUGUAGGAUCGUGAACAAUGAAAUGGGGACGGAGCUGCUGCACAGCGAUGAGGAGAUCUCGUGUUUCAGAGACAUCAAACCUGGAGCUCCACAUCAUUACCUGGUGGUACCAACUAAACACGUGGGAAACGGCAAGUCACUCAGUAAAGAGCACGUGCCGUUAGUGAACCGGCUAGUGGACAUAGGGAAGGAGAUCCUUCAAAAAAACAACGUGACAGAUCUCUCUGAUGUCAGGUUUGGUUUUCAUUGGCCGCCCUUCUGUUCGGUGACUCACCUGCACCUUCAUGUCCUCGCACCUGCCAGCCAAAUGGGCUUCAUGUCUCGGCUCAUCUUCAGACUAAACUCCUACUGGUUUGUCACUGCAGACCAGCUGAUUGAAAUUAUCUCAUCUAAAGGAGACACUAACUGAUGGCUUGGAUCACAUUACUCCACCUUGAAUAUUUUUGAAACAUAGGAUUUACUUGAGAUAUUCCAUUUUAUUAUUUUAGCUUAUAAUAAUACUGACACUUUGAAAGAUUUCAAUUGAAUGUAUGUCUUUAAACUGUAUGGAAUGUUUUCACGAUGAUAUGAUUAAAAUAAAUUAUUCUACUGAGAUAAA
Oryzias melastigma (Indian medaka) is the source of this 758-nucleotide messenger RNA. It is a transcript of the gene hint3, whose product is annotated as histidine triad nucleotide binding protein 3. The coding region runs from base 66 to 569 and encodes 167 amino acids. NCBI's taxonomy places the organism in Eukaryota, Metazoa, Chordata, Actinopteri, Beloniformes, Adrianichthyidae. The record is from RefSeq and is a predicted model, not a curated record. Gene Ontology annotation, molecular function: catalytic activity. The transcript has 5 exons.